AUGUUCACAUCAUUUACCGGUAGCUCGCGCAGGCCCCGGCAGGUGAACCUUUCUAACCGAUCACUGGCGAACCCCUUCACCGCCCACCCACCCUCGAAACGUCAUCCCGCAUCGGGACCUCAGGCGACUCUGGCAAUCGCCCAGCAAGAAAGACUUCAGCGACAGUUAGAUAGGGAUAAGCUACGGGCUACACAGGUGAUUCAGCGUACGUGGAGAGGAUACAGAAGCAGAAAAGCUACACGUUUUACCUGGAGACAAAAAUGGGACCAAGCUGAAAGUAAACGAGACCCGCAUUAUCGGCCAGUCAAUAGUGUCGCAGAAAUAUGUUCACUCCCACCCGUGGUAGGAUACCGGGACUCCAUCGAAUGUAUCGGACAACUUAAAACUCUCUUGGCUUUCAUGGAAAUUGACAAUGAAGGAGAUCUUCUGCGGCUUUGUCGACUUGCUCGGGCAUUUCAGGAGGCCUCUGAAGAGAUCACCUUGCAGCUCAAGGAAUACCCAGUUUUGCUCACCCGAUUAAUGCUUUCUACUCUCCAUGCGUUAUCAGCAAGACGCGAUCGCCGGUUUGAGUAUGCCUUGAACGACAUGCUACAGCUUCUGAUAUUUCUUACAACGCUCAUUCCUCGCCAGAUGUCACAACAUGCCCACGAGUUCUAUCUAACUAUGGCUCGGUUAACCACAUACUCGCAGAAAUUUACGGAUAUGUCUGUUAUAAGAUCAGUCGUUCAAACUGUUCUUGCACUUUUACAACCUAUUACUUCUAAUACUUUGGAAGUGUAUGAAUGGUUUGCCCGUGCCUAUCUCACUAUUCCCUUUCUAAACAGCCAUCUGCCUUCCUUGCCCGAUCUUGCGUCUGGAGUUAAUUAUAAGCUACUGGCAUCGGCUCUCAAUUCAAAAAUAUCCUCCCAGACGCCUCUCAAUUCAACUGAUAUGAUUGGCCGAAUCUGGCUCCUUGCAUACUUUAUCUAUAUCUACAAGCAUGCUCUAGGGUCUAUGUUCUCCGACCAUGCCCCGGAUAUCUUGUUCGUAAGAGCCUUAUCGCUUUUAUUGAGCCCUGUUGCGACAGAAAUCUUCCAGAGAAUUGACGUCGACGAAGAAACUACUGAUCCUAAACCACUUCCCCCCUUCAUUCGAAAUGAGCUCUUAAGCCUCGUGAACCAAGGCAGCAUAACCCGGCUUUUAUCUCAUGUUGACGUCGGUAAUGUAUCAGGGACAGAUACUGACGCUGAAUCUGAAGCUAAAUAUCUUGCCACUUAUGCAUUAACUCUCCUUCGAAUUUUUCCUCGUCGGGGCGACGAGAUUCGUAUGUGGUUGUAUCUUGGGUCAGCCUCCACUGCUGAUCGAGGAUUUUCUUCUACUCGAAUACCAGCCAUAAAAUAUUUCUGGAAGGCCACGAGGUUAACAAGAGUUUACCGCACUGUAACUGAGCGUACUGAGGAUAUUUUAGCGAUGUUAAAGUCGUCAUCAACAAAUGCCACGCCUGGGUCAUCAAAUUUUGUUCGGCCUGGACGCGAACAGGAGUGGACUGUAAUUUUUCUUUUCCUUGAACUGUAUACCUUUUUAUUGAAAGUUCUAGACGACGACGAAUUCUUCUUCGUUCCCUCAUGUGACAUUGGAGGCUCUCCUGCUUCAUGGACGAAGGAAAGCACCUUACCCCUGGAAGAAGUCAGAGACUUGACUGUAUUUUUGAAGAAUCUGGCUUUCCCUUUAUAUUGGAAUUUAGCAGAGUUGACGUCCGAAGGGUCCAAAGAUGGGAAUCUUGGAAUCCGAGAUUAUUUCAACCUCAACACUUUACAACACCUACCAACAACAGAACCAGUUGUGAGAUCAACGAGAAAGGAGUUAGUCGCCGUGGCUGGGGUCCCACUGGAAUAUUUCAGGGGGUUAGUUACUGGGUUACUGAGAAUGGUUCAUGAGCGAGACUCGCGUAGAAGAUUCUUACCCGAAGGCCACUGGUUGAUGACUGAUCGAUUUGAUAUGGAAGGGUUUAUUCCUUCUGUUGUUGCUGAGGAAGAAAAUAGACAUCGAUUACUUAACGAAGACGAAUCUGACAUCGAAGAUGAAAGUAUGGAAGAUGAAUAUAUCAACCGUUCUCCUGGAUUAGUAGGUACUGGUCGGGCACAGCAGCUUCGUCGGAUAGAAUUGUUAAGAAAACGACAGCACCAGGCGGCACGCAGGAAAGAACUCGAAGCUGUGGCUCCUCGACUAGAAAUUCUACGAAAUAUGCCAUUUUUCAUUCCAUUUUAUACACGAGUACAGAUAUUCAGGGAGUUUAUUUACAGAGACCAGGUACGAAGGCGGGGCGGAAACGUCGACCCUGAUUUUUGGCGAUUUUCGAUAUCUCAAGGUACUGAAGUUGGCCAACGCAGCGAAAUACUAGCUCGACAUCAUGCAAACAUAAGGCGUGGGCAUUUGUUUGAAGAUGCAUUUCAACAAUUCUACCCACUUGGAGAAGGCCUAAAAGAACCCAUACAGAUCACUUUUAUUGACCAAUUUGACACCGUCGAAGCCGGAAUAGACGGCGGAGGGGUAAUGAAGGAAUUUCUGACGAGCAUUAUCAGUGACGCAUUUGAUCCUUCCCGUGUUUUGAGCUUUUUUUCGGAAAAUGAUCAACAUUUGCUGUACCCGAAGCCAAGUGCUGUGGAACAGCGGAGAGCUUUAUUGCGACAGGCUGGCGUUUCUGAGAGGAGUGCAACUUGGAAUGAAGAAAUUAGAGGCUUAUUAAAACGGUACGAGUUCCUCGGUCGGAUUAUUGGUAAAUGUCUUUACGAAGGCAUUUUGGUGGAUGUCAAUUUUGCAGGGUUUUUCUUAUUGAAAUGGGCUCUCACAGGCGGCUCGAGUUCCGCUUCUCGGGAGUCAGCGUACCGUGCAAACCUCAACGAUCUCCGAGAUUUAGAUGAGAGCUUGUAUCAAGGUUUGUUGCAACUCAAGAACUACACUGGCGAUGUGGAAGACUUCUCUCUCAAUUUUACCGUCACAGACACCAUUACCCUACCUGCCAACCCCCCUGACAGCCAGAUAAAAACACAAUCCAUCACAAAGGACCUCAAGCCGGACGGUUCCAAACUUGCCGUGACAAACCAGAAUCGGUUGGUGUAUAUCUCAUAUAUCGCACGUCACAGGCUCCAAGUCCAGCCAUACCUACAGACAAAUGCCUUCCUCCAGGGCAUGGGUCAAAUCAUUCAACCUUCAUGGCUCUCGAUGUUUAACCAAGUCGAACUUCAGCGCCUGGUGGGCGGGGAUGCCACCGAAAUCGACAUUGCUGAUCUCCGACAAAACACCGUGUACAGCGGGGUGUAUGUCCUUGGCGAUGAUAGACAAGAGCACAUUACAAUACAGCUUUUCUGGCAGGUUCUCGCAGCAAUGGCGAAUUCAGACAAACAGAAGGUCCUUAAGUUCGUCACAUCCACGCCUCGUGCCCCGCUUCUAGGGUUUAGCCACCUGAAUCCGCGGUUCAGCAUUCGAGAUUCUACCUCUGAUGAAGAGCGGCUGCCCAGUGCCAGCACCUGUGCAAAUCUUUUAAAGCUGCCACGCUAUACCAGCGCAAAGACUCUGCGCGAGAAACUGAUGUAUGCGAUCAACUCCGGGGCAGGGUUCGACCUGAGCUAG
This is a messenger RNA of Ophidiomyces ophidiicola, 3609 nucleotides long. It is a transcript of the gene HUL5, whose product is annotated as ubiquitin-protein ligase (E3). Gene Ontology annotation, molecular function: ubiquitin protein ligase activity; protein binding. NCBI's taxonomy places the organism in Eukaryota, Fungi, Ascomycota, Eurotiomycetes, Onygenales, Onygenaceae. The transcript has 3 exons. Gene Ontology annotation, biological process: ubiquitin-dependent protein catabolic process; protein polyubiquitination. Bases 1 to 3609 code for a protein of 1202 amino acids. The record is from RefSeq and is a predicted model, not a curated record.